CAGAACAGCUUUUGUUUUUGGACGUCACUGUUCUUUGCAAGUUCAAAGAGGGUUUAACAAUCUUCUGCUAAACAAGGACACACUUCCCUGUCUGACUUGAUUCUGAGCAACUCCUCCUCUGUGAGAUUUUUGCAGAGACUCUGUCAGGGAUUUGUGCUCGCAGCGAAGGAUGAGCAGUUUUCUGUAUUUUGUGCUGCCGGCGUUGGGAGGAUACACUCUCGCCUCGGUGUACCUGCUGAAGAACCCACACAUUCUCCACAGGAAGAAACGCACCGCUUUCUACUCCACACGCAUUUCACACAGAGGAGGAUGCGGAGAGCGAAUAGAAAGCACCAUGGAGGCGUUCACAAAUGCGGUGGAGCAGGGAACCCAGAUGCUGGAGCUGGACUGUCACCUGACGAACGACGGACAUGUUGUCGUGUCGCAUGACGAGAACUUGCGAAGGCAGACCGGCCAGGAUGUCACCAUCUCCUCACUCAAUCUGAAGGAUUUGCCUUUGUAUAAGGAGCGACUGGAGGUGACAUUUUAUGCAGGCCGGUUCAGCAGCGGUGCAGACAGGAGGUUCGCUCUGCUGGAGGACGUGUUCAGGAAGUUCCCUGAGAUGCCUGUCAGCAUCGAGAUCAAAGAGAACAAUCACCAGCUGAUAGAAACGGUAUCCGACCUGGUUAAACGCUACAACAGGGAGGAGAUCACCGUGUGGGCCUCUGUGAAAUCCUCGGUCAUGGAGGAAUGCCGCAGAACAAAUGACUCCAUGCCAUACAGCUUCACCAUGAGCCGAGGCCUGGUGCUCCUGCUUCUCUAUUACAGUGGCCUGCUGCCAUUUGUGCCACUGGGAGAGAGUUUGCUGCAGUUCUACCUGCCGCGCAUCAUCAACAGGAUGUAUAUUCCUGAGAACGCGAUCCUGAGAAACAAAGCUGUUGUGUACUUGUUGGACAAAAUAACUAUGAGGAAGAGUCUUUUUAAACACCUCGCAGCCCGUGGAAUUCAGGUGCAUUUAUUUGUUUGCAACAUAGAUGAAGACAUAAAGGCGGCGUUGGACGUGGGAGCCACCGGGGUGAUGAGUGACUAUCCAUCUCUUUUGUCAAGCUACCUCAGCAGAAACAGAAGGCAGGAUUGAUCAUGAGACACGUGACAGCGACAAAUAAAAAACAAAGAAACAACUGCUAAAGAGACAGAAAUACAAGAAUCAUGAGAUCCAUUUCCUCCACCGUGACAAGACUAGUAUUGGCGGGGACAAAGGUAUAAGUUCAGCCCCUUUACUGUUGAUAGAAUUGCUUGUUUACGGUGCUGUUAGGGUAUUUCUACAGCCUCCACCCACAAUCUAUCAAACACGGGUCAGUAUUUAAAGAAACAGUCAGUGAUCUCUGUCAGCAGCGAGUCGUGAGAGUCAAUAUUUAACCAGUCUUAUCAUGUCCACCCAUGAUAAGAGAGCAAACGUGACUUUGUUUUGACUGUCUCUGGUGGUAUUUUCUUGGUUUGAGUAAGUGCUGAACUUAAGGAAUAAAUCAUAUGUGACAAACCA
Molecule: messenger RNA, 1522 nt
Organism: Stegastes partitus (bicolor damselfish)
Lineage: Eukaryota; Metazoa; Chordata; Actinopteri; Pomacentridae
Gene: gdpd3a
Product: glycerophosphodiester phosphodiesterase domain containing 3a
Exons: 10
Coding region: 170-1117 (315 amino acids)
Biological process (GO): glycerophospholipid catabolic process
Cellular component (GO): endoplasmic reticulum membrane
Molecular function (GO): phosphatidylcholine lysophospholipase A1 activity; phosphoric diester hydrolase activity
Source: RefSeq, a predicted model, not a curated record